GAAUAUAAAACGAACAUCAGUAUGGUGGGAGACAGAAUUACCCUAUACGAGGUUGAGAGUAUGAGCUGCGGGUCGUAAAUGCACGACGAACAGUUUCGAUAUAGAACUUGGGGCGCCUUUAACAGCGGUUGUAUGAAGAACCGCUUUUGGACAAGGAAUUAUCAACAGACGUAUAGAAAGGCAGAAACCAACGCAGAUUUUUUCGUAUCUGAUGAGCUCCUCCGUCGCACCGCUGGUGGUAAGAUGGCUGUGCAGUUGGAUGGAGGAGGGAAGGAGGACUUGAAAACACAGUUUGUCACGCGGGAAGGAACUUAUAAGCUAAUGACUUUGUCGGAGUAUUCAAGGCCAAAUAGGGUCGGUUAUACGAAUAGUCAAGGAAGCGCAUCCGUUAGAGUGUCUUUUGUAACUUUACCGGAUCCAGCGGAUCCUACGGGUACGCAAGGACUUGGUGAUCGAAUGUGUUUCAACUUUGGCAAAGAGCUUUAUAUUUAUGUCUAUCGAGGAGUUAAAAAGGCUGUGGACUUAAAUAAACCAGUGGAUAAAAAAUUAUAUAAAGGAACUAAUCCAACUUGCCAUAAUUUUAAUCAAACAACAGCAACUGCAGACAGUGCACCAUUAUUGGUUGGUUUCUCUACGGGACAAAUUCAAUUGAUAGAUCCAAUAAAAAAAGAACUUAGCAAAUUAUAUAAUGAAGAUAGAUUGAUAGACAAAAGCAAAGUAACAUGUAUAAAAUGGGUUCCUGGAUCAAAUAAUCUGUUCUUGGUAUCACAUAGUUCUGGACAACUAUAUUUAUAUAAUGAAGAACUUUUAUGUGGUACAACAGCUCCUCACUAUCAAUCUUUUAAAUCAGGAGAUGGUUAUGCCAUAUAUACUUGUAAAACAAAAUCCACAAGAAAUCCUUUAUAUAGAUGGGUAAUAGGUGCAGAAGGAUGUUGUAUAAAUGAAUUUGCCUUUAGCCCAUGUGGUUCAAAUUUAGCAGUUGUUUCCCAAGAUGGAUUCCUACGAGUAUUUCAAUAUAAUACAAUGGAGUUAGUGGGUUCAGCUAGAAGUUAUUUUGGUGGAUUUUUGUGUGUAUGUUGGUCUCCAGAUGGAAGAUAUGUUGUUGUGGGUGGUGAAGAUGAUCUUGUGACAAUUUGGAGUUUUCAUGAAAAAAGAGUGGUAGCUCGGGGUCAAGGCCAUCAUAGUUGGGUAAGCGUAGUAGCUUUUGAUCCUUAUACUACAUCUUAUGGAGAUCAUGAUCCAGACUUCAGUGGUUCAGAUGAUGAAACAUUACCACAUAAUAAUCAUAAUCAUUAUCAUGAGAAGUCUAAUCGUUUAUCUACAACUUCACAAGGAAUUCAUUCAAACAGAAACUCUUGUGGUUCAGAAUUAAGAGUGUCAGGUGGUACAUGCUACAGGUUAGGUAGUGUAUCACAAGAUACUCAAUUGUGUUUGUGGGAUAUUACAGAAGAUGUGUUAAGACAACCAAUAUGUGCAAAACAAAGGCCAUCUGCAGCAGGUUCUAGCAUUCUUCCUACAUCUGCAACAAUCAACAGUGGGAAUGGUUCAACGACAAAUCAUCAUUUGAACAAUUCUAAACAUAAUAAUUUGAAUAAUGUUAAUUGCAAAGAAAACGCGAGUGGUAAUAAUGAAAGUAGUAAUAAUAGCAUGAGUACAAAUACAGCAGUGUCAACUGUAAAUUCUUUGACACAAAGGUUAGCAGGGCUUGGCUUUGGUGAGCGUAAAGGUGAUAAUCAUAAAAGGAACUUUAGCCUCACUAUGAGAGGUAGUGGUGCAUCUAAUAGCACAAUAAUGCAAAAUAGUGGUAGUGAUAAAACUACCACUAACUCAAAUACAAAUAGCAAUUUGAACAGUGUCAGUGGAAAUUUAGUAGGUCCAAAUAAGAAGGUUAGUUCUGUGAUGGACGAUCCUAUGAGGUUGAUAGGAACUGCCUGGUGCCCUAGGUUUGAUGAGUGCCCAGUGCUAGAACCACUGGUGUGCAAGAAAUUGGCACAUGAAAGAUUGACUGAAUUAGUGUUUAGGGAAGAUUGCUUCGUAACAGCGUGUCAAGAUGGAUAUGUCUACACAUGGGCAAGGCCUGGUCACAUGAUUAAUGUUCUGUACCAUGCUUUGGCUGAUGCAAGAGAAUCGUGGAUGAAUCUUCCCAGAAUUUAUCGCAUGCCUGGAAUAGGACAGGUUGGAAAUGCUCUUCACGUUGUCAGUCCUGCAGAAAGUGGAGGUACUAUAGUAUAGCCAGAACCAGAUAUUAAUACAUUUUCAAAGCACGAAGAAGAAUACAUCCCAUUAAUGCGUGCAUUACAAUCUUCAAAAAUGCAGUUUCAACCAUAUACCCAUUAUCGACAUCUAUAUUACGUAUGGCCAAGUGAAAAUUAUUCCAGUAUUGUUUAAAAAAAUAGAUAAUUCCAAAGCAUCUAAAAA
Apis cerana (Asiatic honeybee) is the source of this 2418-nucleotide messenger RNA. RefSeq names its product WD repeat-containing protein 20. NCBI's taxonomy places the organism in Eukaryota, Metazoa, Arthropoda, Insecta, Hymenoptera, Apidae. The record is from RefSeq and is a predicted model, not a curated record. Gene Ontology annotation, molecular function: protein binding.